Molecule: messenger RNA, 716 nt
Organism: Pocillopora meandrina
Lineage: Eukaryota; Metazoa; Cnidaria; Anthozoa; Scleractinia; Pocilloporidae
Source: the annotation of a GenBank genome assembly
AUGGACGAAGAAUUGAGUAAUUGGGGCGAUCGACGAGAUCCACCAUCAGUUGGACUGGAAAACGUGCCGAAGGUAAGUCAACCUGAAAUUUCAGUCCAAACUUUCUUGAAAAGUAAAAGAAGAUCACAAUUUAUGAUCAGCUGAAAGGUUUAGCAGCUUUGAUAGAACAGUGUGGCAAGUGGUAAAACUCGAAUCAGUCGUAUUAUGGCCGAAUUAAAGUCUUGUUUACAACAAGCCGAAGAAUUGAAUGUUUAGUAUCUGUCGUUUAUUUCUGACUCCGAGCACGAUAAAGUACUUGAAUGGCACGAUGUAGAUCUUGUUAGAGCUACAGAAGCAUUGGAUGAGGUAGUAGAACAUUUAAAGGCGAGAACGAGUGAAGAAUCGUUUGUAUUGAGUUCGAAGGCUUCGUUUAAGAGUAGUAGGGAUCCGUUGGCUUUCAAAGCGAAAGCAGCCGCUACAAUAGCGUACGUCAAAAGGCAAAAGGUACUGUCAAAGAAAAAUUGCGAGAAAUUGAAAAUCAAGCUGAGUUACAGCGAAAAUUGUUUAAAGUUAAGGAAGAAGCUGAGCGAGUGCGAUUAGAAGCAGAACUUGAACUUGAGAAACAACGUCCCACCUCUGAAGAAGCGCAGGAAAUGAGACAUUGGAAGCCGAAGCAGUUCGACUUAGCUGAAGUUCAAGCCGUACAAAACGACGAAGGUGGCCACGGCAGUCUGGAG